Symbiodinium sp. CCMP2456 is the source of this 360-nucleotide messenger RNA. Lineage: Eukaryota; Dinophyceae; Suessiales; Symbiodiniaceae. The record is from the annotation of a GenBank genome assembly.
AUGGACGAUGACGACGAGAUUCUCGAGGAUAUCAGCUAUCUCACUGGCCGCGGUUUGGAUGGCUAUCGUCCACUCCAGCGUGCCGUGCAGGAAGCCGAGGGCGCUCCGUGGAUCGCGCGGAUCCAUCUGAAUAGCGCCGUGAUGACCGGCAACAUCACCACCCUGAGAUAUUUGGUGGACGAGGUCGGCGUCAAGACACUGAACACGGAGAGAAAAGGCUACACCCCACUCGAGAUGGCCGUGGUCUGGGGACAGGUAGAGAUCCUGGUCUACCUUCUCACUCGUGGAGCCGACCCCAUGCUGUGGAGACGCGGUAAGUCUGUGGUAGACAAGGCCAGAGUGCGGCAGACCCGGCUGCAG